Molecule: messenger RNA, 2170 nt
Organism: Ostrea edulis (European flat oyster)
Lineage: Eukaryota; Metazoa; Mollusca; Bivalvia; Ostreida; Ostreidae
Exons: 2
Coding region: 146-1813 (555 amino acids)
Molecular function (GO): zinc ion binding
Source: RefSeq, a predicted model, not a curated record
GUAAAAAGUCACGUGACUUGUAGGAAGAAAACAAAUUGUAUGACAGUUACAUAUUUUCAUCGUCACAUGAUUGCGACUGUUUGGCUAUCGUACACCUUUAAGUUUCUUUUGAUCUUUGUGCUGCCAAGCAAGGUUUUUCGCCACAAUGUCGCUAUCGAAACAGGUAGCUGUGGAAGUAUGCUGUGAUUUUUGCGAAUCGGAAGCAAACGUCAACUGGUUCUGUCGCGAUUGCGUCAACAAUAUGUGUGUUCAAUGUAAGCGCACGCACACAAAAAUUCCACUAUGUAAAAAUCACGUGAUCCUACCAAUCACCGAAAACCAAACUGCAGCUAAAGGACGAACCACCGUCCAUUUCCAGUGCACAGAACAUGCGCAGUCAUGCCAAUUUCAGUGCCGCACGUGCAGCAGACAGAUUUGUGUAUUGUGUUUAACUACAAUUCACAAAUCCCACGACUUUGUGGCACUCGAUGAUUAUGCGAAGUCAGUGAGACAGAAUUUGUAUCUUUUACUGAAUUCAAAAUCGAAAGAAGCCCACACCAUUUCAGAAACACUCCAGACUCUGUCAACUCACAAAGAAACAUAUGAGGACUGGAUCGGUCGAAAACUAACGGAAGUGGAUGAAAUGUUCGAAAAUUUAAAACUAGAACUGGAAGAGUUACGUUCAGAGAUACACGAUAAUGUGGAACAGAGAAGGAACAAUGAUAUAAUAACUAUGGAUAAGCAGCACAAAAAGGCCUAUGAUUUCAAAGACAGACUUCAAUAUUCCGUCAGAGUUCUCGGAAAUGAGUUGGAUCUUUGUAAUGAUCACGAUCUGACAAACCUAAAAACCAAAAUCGAGACGGAGUGCAACAAACUCAGGGAAGAUAUCGCCUUAGAGUUGCCCAAGCUUCCAAUGCUGAGGUUGUUAAGGGAACCAAAUGAAUACAAAGGGAUUCUGAUUAAAGUUCUCUUGAAAAUUAUGAAAACGGAUCUUUUCACUCUGCAGACGACAAGUUCUUUCGAUAUCGAUAUUGAUAAACCCGUCUUCAGAGACGAAAUUGAUAUAAAUUUGUCGAUGAAGAUUCUUGGAUGCAAGUAUAUUUGGUCAAUAGCCGGAUGUGACGAUGGAAGGGUGUGGAUAGGGACGGAAGACAAAAAGCUCCGUCUGGUGGACAAUUUUGGCAACACAGUGAAGUGUCUUCAGAUGUCGCAAAGUGCAGUACACUUAACUGUACUCACUUCUGGUGAUGUUCUUUGUAGCAAUGGAUACGGAAUAGACAGGACUUCAGUCAUUCAGAAAGUAUCAUUAAAUUUCAGUGUUACCACAUUUUCCCGCCUUUCUCCGACUCUGGAGGUAGGUCCUUUGGCGUCUACCAAGCGUGGAAAUGUUCUAGUCGGCAUUCGGAAUUCGACCGGGCGGGGCGAGGUGUUGCAUAUGACUAACAGCGGCAAAAUGAUAAACAAGGUCGCUCAAAUUACGAAAGAUGUAGAGAGAAUCACCACUGGCGAGGAUGAGAAAGUCUUCAUUAAAGAUUCUGGCUGUAUCUGGAUAAUGAGUCUAAAGGGGGAAUUCCUAAAUCAGAUAGAACUGAAAGGUGAACUGAAGGGGAUUAAGGGAAUAGUGUGUGAUCGGUUUGCAAACCUUGUCUGCUUCCGGUCAGGGGAUACUAAUAACAUACGAAUUAUUGAUAUCCAAGGAACCCUAAACAAACAAUUCCGUUUCAGUUUAAAAUCUGACAAUGAGAGGGAUUUGGAUAUUUGUGAUGUUGACGUCAAUGAUUAUAUUUGGCUGAAAGAAGACGAAUCUGUACAUGUGUUGAAGUAUCUUCACUAGAGUUUGUCAACAUCUAAGUGCUAGCUCAACAUCGUCAAAGGCAUUUUCACCAGAACCCGUCAACAUCGAAAUAACUCAACAUCGUCAGAGGUAUCUUCACUAGAACCCGUCAACAUCGAAAUAACUAAACAUCGUCAGAGGCCUCUUCACUAGAACCCGUCAACAUAGAAAUAACUCAACAUCGUCAGGAAAACGACAGAUGUCCAAGUCAAUAUAUAGACAUUUUCUUCUUGUCUAUUGUCAGAACAUUAUUUGUUACAGUCCAUAUAGUUCCGUGAGCAACACGGAUCAAGCAUGUUAUACCAUGAGGUGGUUACACAUUCUUUAACUUUAGAUUCAUUAAAAUUUGCUACAGAC